UGAAAUUUUCGUAAUAAUAUGCAAUAAAAACACAAUACUUUUACAGGAACACAUCAACAAAAACGCUCUCCAAGAAACCUUUCACAAAUUCAAAACCCACAAACUUUAACUCUCGCUUCUUGAAUAGUAUUUCUACCAGAAAUCGAUCUUCUUCUUUUCUGAUUCAGUUUUACUGUAAUUAAUCAAUCAAACACACAAGCCGAAGAUGAUGCUAAGAAAUGGCAAACCCCCACUUCCCAGAUCUCCUAUUAGACUUCGUUCUCGCCGCGCUCUUCAGCCCACUGCAAGCAAUACUGCACAGAUCCCACCAGGUUCUUUGACGAAAUCUCAGUUGCCUAAACGGUCUUGGGACGUGGAAGAACUUGAGGCUCGCCCUGAAUACAACACCAUAUCCUGUGAAGUAAGGGCUCUUGCUAAAAUGGUGCGACAAGAAUUUGGGACCAGUGAUGAUAAAAUGGAUGUUGAAUUUGAUGACGGUGUUUUGAGCAAUAAUCGGAUUCCUUUGUUCGAGAGGGGUAGGUUUUACGAAGAGUACGCAGCAAAAAGAAAUGAGAGGCUGAAGAAAAAGAAGGGUGAAAUUGAGGGUCAUAAGAAGAAGCUCAUGAAUAAUCUUGGAGUCAGAAUUGAAUCUGCAAAAAAGUUUGACAGCAGGAGAAAAAUGGCGGUGGCUGCCACUCCGAUGAUGGUUCAGAGAGAGUCUGCAACACCGAGGUAUUUGCUGAGGAGCAGUGCUAGAAAGGAGAAUAAGAAACCUCCUCUGCCUAUGAAUUUUGAGAGUUCUGUUGGGGGGUAUACAGAGAGAAAAGUUGGGGGAAGAAGGAUUAGGAAGAUUUGAACAAGUGUGCUUGUUCGGAGUUUCUUUCUUUACUCUUUUGUGGUUUUUUUUUUUAAAUUUGUUAGCUUUUAGUGAUAGAUUUUGAGUUCCUGGAGUGGAAAAUUGGAGCUCGAAGUUUUUAUUGAAUUCAGGCUAUUUCACUUGUUGCUGUUUUCAUUUAUCAAAAUGAUUGAUCUGAAUUGUU
This is a messenger RNA of Olea europaea var. sylvestris, 1019 nucleotides long. RefSeq lists its product as uncharacterized. The record is from RefSeq and is a predicted model, not a curated record. The transcript is spliced from 2 exons. Bases 206 to 835 code for a protein of 209 amino acids. Lineage: Eukaryota; Viridiplantae; Streptophyta; Magnoliopsida; Lamiales; Oleaceae.